Prorocentrum cordatum is the source of this 227-nucleotide messenger RNA. Lineage: Eukaryota; Dinophyceae; Prorocentrales; Prorocentraceae. The record is from the annotation of a GenBank genome assembly.
GCUGCGCUCUGCUGCGCGUGCCAGCCGCGGCCCAGCCGAAGGUGCUCUGCCGGCGCCAGCUCGGGGUGUGCAUGCGCUGCCCGACCGGCGAGGCCCUGGACUGCACCGGCGUGCAGCUGGGUCCGCUGCUGGACGAGCUGUUCGCGUACGCGGGCCCGCUGGGCUGCGCCCCCGCAGGGGACGGCCUGGCCCUGUCCCUCUGGGCGCCGACGGCCGUGCGCGUGGAG